AUGGCUUCCAGUGACAAGUCCCCGGCUCCCACACCCGCUCGAGGUGCUGUCGAGUCAACACCACCCGGAAAACCCAUGUCGAUGGGGCAGCAGGUGGUCGACAAGGGCGCAUCAAUGUUGCAGUCUUUGACACCGGUGAAACAAAUCAGCCAACAUGUCUGCACUUUCGCCUUGUAUAGCCAUGAUAUGUGUCGUCAAAUCGAGACUCACCACUACGUCAGCAGGCUCAACCAGGACUUUCUCCAGUGUCCCGUUUAUGAAUCCGAUGACUCCAAUGCCCGCCUCAUCGGGAUUGAAUAUAUAAUCUCCGAUCGACUGUUUGAAGCCCUUCCAACAGAAGAGCAAAAACUUUGGCAUUCACAUGCUUAUGAGAUCAAAUCAGGCCUCUGGGUUAAUCCCAGAAUCCCAGAUAUAAUUGGGAAACCAGAACUGGAAAACUUGGCUAAGACCUACGGUAAGUUCUGGUGCACAUGGCAGGUGGAUAGGGGUGAUAAGCUGCCACUUGGUGCACCGGCGUUGAUGAUGUCACCGCAGGGGGUGAACUUGGGGAAGGUAGACCCGGAGCUGGUGAAGAAGAGGGAUGACAAAUACAACAUAUCAAGUGAAGAAAUAAGGGAGUCGAGGGUGGAGAUUGAAGAACCUGAAUGGAUCAAUCCACAGGCUGACUACUGGAAACAGCACGGGAAGGGUUUUGCCAUUGACAUUGAGAAGACCGAGAUGAAGUUGAGAGCUCCAUUCCCUUAGUACACGCCUUAAUUUGGCUAAAAUGUGGCUUAUUAGUGCUUUCUUGU
Molecule: messenger RNA, 791 nt
Organism: Hibiscus syriacus
Lineage: Eukaryota; Viridiplantae; Streptophyta; Magnoliopsida; Malvales; Malvaceae
Product: oil body-associated protein 2C-like
Exons: 2
Coding region: 1-744 (247 amino acids)
Source: RefSeq, a predicted model, not a curated record